AUGUCUGAUGAUGAAACAUUCAACAAUACUAUUCUACCUCCUGCCUCUGGGGAUAUUGAUGGUGGCAUCCCCAAUAUUGAUCAGCACCAAUCAAUUGAAAACAACACAUUAGAUGCAACCCCAAGCCAACCACGGCUAAACUCAGUUGACAACAAAAAUUCAUCACCAAAGGGAAAGGGCAAAGCACAGAUAGAUGAUAUCAAUUUCCCUUCCAACAAUUCAUUCAAAACAGACCUUGAAUGUCCAAUUAUUGAUCCACAAAUUGUCAAUCCAUGUGGACAUACUGUCUGUGCACCAUGUGGGAUGUCAUGGUUAUACUCCAAAAGAGGUAAAACUUGCCCUAUCUGUCGCACAAAAGUCAAUGUACUUCAACCAUACUUCUCCAAUAUUAUUGUGAAGAAUUUGGUGGAAACAUUUGUCCAACUUUGUCAGAAUAAGGAGAGAAGUGCACAGUCUGAACUGAUGGACAUUGAAUAUUGGAAUGAAAGGAAACGGUGA
Messenger RNA from Lentinula edodes (shiitake mushroom), 498 nucleotides. RefSeq lists its product as uncharacterized. The record is from RefSeq and is a predicted model, not a curated record. The coding region runs from base 1 to 498 and encodes 165 amino acids. The transcript has 4 exons. NCBI's taxonomy places the organism in Eukaryota, Fungi, Basidiomycota, Agaricomycetes, Agaricales, Omphalotaceae.